CGGGGUUGCUGCAUGACUUGAAAAUGCUGCAGCAUCCGGCCGUCUCUCCUCCUCCUCCUCCUCCUCUUCGUCUCUCCAUCUCAUGCACACCGGCUGUUUCCUCCCCCCUCUCCUCUCUCUCUCAGUCUGUGUGCUGUAGCCCUGCUGUGCGAUCCUCUCAGCCCUCUGUUGUAGCACCAAAGGGAGGACACACACUCUCACACAGAGAGACACACACACACACUCUGACAUCUCACAUAAUCUCUUCUGGACACUCACCGUAAAGCAGCAGCCAGCAGCCAGGCCCGAUCGGAGACAGGGGAGCCCAGCCGUCUCGUCGCCCAACAUGGAUGUACUGAUGAAGGGGUUCUCCAUGGCCAAGGAGGGGGUAGUGGCCGCUGCAGAGAAGACCAAAGCAGGCAUGGAGGAGGCGGCAGCCAAGACCAAGGAAGGGGUGAUGUAUGUAGGCAAUAAGACGAAGGAGGGAGUUGUGUCAUCAGUAAACACAGUGGCCAACAGAACCGUGGAUCAGGCCAACAUUGUUGGAGACGCCACGGUUGCCGGGGCCAACGAGGUGUCACAGGCGACCGUGGAGGGAGUCGAGAACGUUGCCGCGUCGACCGGACUGAUGAGCCAGGAGGAGCCUGUAUACGAGGGAGAGUACGGAGGAAUGGAGCAGGGCGGCGAAGGAGGAGAGGGGUAUUAGACGUCUUCCACCCCCCCGUCCUCCCCGGCAGCCUCUCUCUCCCCCCCCACCUCUGCCUCGCUGUACCAGAAUCCAGAUGUUCAGCAUAUUUUUUGUGACUUUAUGGAACCAAAAUCAACUAAAAACAGACUCUUCCAGAGGCUGCACCUCCUCAGCCCCUCCCCUCUCUCUCCCCCACUUACCCCCCCACUACCCCACUCUCUCUCUCUCCUCACCCCUUUCUGCCUCUCACUCUCCCCUCGAUGCCACUUUUUGCUCUCACCCCCACUUUUUCCUCCCUCCUUGAAUUUCCUGCAGCCUGUAGCUUCUUUCUUCCACUGCCUCCCCCUUCCUCCCACACCUCCCCUGCCUCCCCCGUGUGUUAGUGUCGUCCUGAUAUGAGCCCUCUCGUUGUUGCCACCCCCCUCGCCUGACCGACCCAUAGGGAAAACACACAAACACACACACACACACACACACACACACACACACACACACACACACACACACACACACACACACAGACAGACAGACACACACAAACACGACAACAUAAAAAGAGACACACCUUCAUCAGGCACAUCAGUGGAAACACUCACAUACAGUUAACACACACAUACACACACGCACACACACACACACACACACGCACACACACGCACACACACGCACACACACGCACACACACACACACACACAAAUGGGCAAAUGGGUGGCACAAAUAGGUGUGUGAGUAUAGUAAAGUGUGGUGUGUGUGUGACUGAGGCAGGGCAUGAGAGGGUGUGUGAGCUGCAGUCGAUGUGUGUGUCCGUGUUACAAGCUUGUGUGUGCAUGUGUAGCUGCUGGUGUAUUAGAUAAACCUCCAGAGGCCUGCGCAGGGAAACUUUGUGCAUCGAAGACGGAUAUCGUUGUGUUUGUCGUGUGUUAGUAGUUAGUUCCAGUAGACUGCAUGAACAGAUGUGUAGGACGAGUCGUCACUCGUCACGUGUUCCGCUAGAGAGUAGCAGCUGUCCUGUCCUAGCUUUGUAUGGCUUCAGUGUGUCGUUUCGUCUCAGCGUUUUAGGGCUGAAGUAAAACACUCGUGUGUUCAUAUGGCAGGCUGUUUGGACAUCUGCGCCUGUCGUUUUGUUUUUCAGAUGUCUCAAAUUCAGAUUUAUCACAUAAUUGCAACAAAUGAGGCUGUUGAAAUCUGUAACUGUUAAUUCCGGAUAAUAAUAGGUGUUAAAACGGCUUGUCAUAUGCCAUAUGCUCAUUAAUGUCGACUGUUAGAGUGGCAGUGUGAUGUGAUGCAUGAGAGAACAAGAGCAGUUUCUAAUCUUUCUCUGUGAUCUCUGAUAUUUCUGUAGAAGAAAAAAGCAGAAUUAAAGUGGGAAAAAAUGAUCAUAUCAUCUUUAAAUUAACCGAUUAAUUUACUAAAUUAGUUGGAUUUGACUUACAGACAUGCAGAUUCUGAUCAUUAAAUAUUAAUAAUUAAAUGUUUUUAAAGUUACAUCAAGAGCCAAGACAAAAAAAAAAUAUUUCUUUUGUUAAAAAAAGCAAUGCUGCCAAUAAUGUGGACAAUUUUAAGAUGACACACAAGUUAGUAUUUCAGUUUUAACAGACAUCCCAAAGUUUCCAGGAGUAAAUUUGUGCAAAAUUCUAAAUAUUUUCAAAUUGUUGAAUUGUUUUUAUUAACAAUUUAAAGCUACUUAAAGGGAAAUUUAAAUGAAAAAGUCGACUUUAUUUGUGUGAAAUGAUGGAAAACAUCCUCAAAUGAUGGAAUUGGUUAGAGUUUUUAACAAUUUGAAGCUACUUCAAGGGUAAUUAAAAUGAAAAACUGGACUUUAAGGGUUAAAAAUGUUCAAAAAUGCUCAUUCCAGAAGGAAAUAGGAUCACUUCUUGUUCUUUUGUAGUUGCUUUUGUUGUCUUUGUGAAAAUGGUUUGCAUGCCGUGGAGAGAAACAAGCAUUCGGGACGUUAGAGUCAGUUAAAUUCUGUGAUUUAUGCGGCUGAUGGAAAAAGAGCAGAAUGAAGUUUUUAUCAUAGAUCAGCUUUGUGUGUAGUUUGGUGUUUAGCUUGAAUUCUGGGAUGUGUAGUUGUUUUCUAGUCAACUUAUUGCUUCACACUAACUAGUCUGGCUGUUGUGAAACUCCCGCCCAUCGACUGUCUCAGCCAAUCAGACGGCUCCUUUCUUCCAGUCCAUGCCUGCCCAGCAUCGGUGUGUGUAUGUGUGUGUGUGUGUGUGCGUGCACCGUUUGUGUGUGUGUACAUGUGUGUGUUGACACAGAACAGGUUCAGCCAGCAAAGUGUGUGUGUGUGUGUGUGUGUGUGUGUGUGUGUGUGUGUGUGUGCGUGUGCGUGUGCGUGUGCGUGUGCGUGUGCGUGUGCGUGUGCGUGUGUGUGUGUGUGCGGUUGUGUGUGUGUUUGUGUCUAGAGCAGGUUUGUGUGUUUUUACUUUGAAGCCAAUGGAAACUGAUGACUGCAUGUUGCCUUAUCAAGCAAUCUCACAUUCUCACACACACACACACACACACACACACACACACACACACACACACACACACACACACACACACACACACACACACACACACAUGCACAACGCACCUCACCACACACAGCACACUCUGAACAACACACAACCACGAAUCCCACCAUGAAUACACACGGACAUGAAUCACGCACCAUGUUUAAGUUGGCAUCAAAGCAGACUCGCUGAUUUUAUAAACAGUACCAGUGAAAUUAAAGAGGUUUUGUUGAAAUCCA
Molecule: messenger RNA, 3408 nt
Organism: Amphiprion ocellaris (clown anemonefish)
Lineage: Eukaryota; Metazoa; Chordata; Actinopteri; Pomacentridae
Gene: sncgb
Product: synuclein, gamma b (breast cancer-specific protein 1)
Exons: 6
Coding region: 326-685 (119 amino acids)
Biological process (GO): synapse organization; synaptic vesicle endocytosis; chemical synaptic transmission
Cellular component (GO): axon terminus; neuronal cell body; cytoplasm
Molecular function (GO): cuprous ion binding
Source: RefSeq, a predicted model, not a curated record